Gregarina niphandrodes is the source of this 1647-nucleotide messenger RNA. RefSeq lists its product as hypothetical. The coding region runs from base 1 to 1647 and encodes 548 amino acids. NCBI's taxonomy places the organism in Eukaryota, Apicomplexa, Conoidasida, Eugregarinorida, Gregarinidae. The transcript has a single exon. The record is from RefSeq and is a predicted model, not a curated record.
AUGUUUGCUUAUGGUAAUGCUUGUGUUGAAGACCCUGUAACUAGAACCCGAUGGCCUGAUGGAACGCCCAAGUCCCGGGCUCGGUCGGAACGAGUCUAUCGACCGGCUAAUAAAAAGGAAUGGAGAAGUGUCUAUUGGCUACUUGAACGUGUUCCCUCAGGUGAAAUUUCCAGGUCCAAUGACAUACCCAUAGAGGUGCGCGACGGUGUGGUUCUCAAAUACCGCAAAAAGGCCAGGAAACAGUACUCCUUUAGCGCCACCAAAUACGGCGAAGAUGCAGCCAAAAGAAAGGCUGAAGCUAUCCUCCAAUUCAUCGACCUCACUGGCCUUCUCCCGCCCUCCUGCGUCGUAACAGCUGGUACUCUGCGAGGAUCUAAACAACAAAAGAGUAAAGAGCCAGUCCCCAGGUUGUCCGAAGAUGCAGCCAGCUCCCACAGAUCGUCCGAGGAUGCCGCCAGCUCUUUCGAGGAUGUCGAAGGCGUCUCUGGAAAUCCAAAAUCUACGAUCUCCUGGACACAAGACGGCCCGUCUAGCGCCUGGACACAAGACUCUCCAGGUCAUAGUGAGGAGAAGUCAGGCAUGACUGAUAAGCCGGGUGGGUCAGGUGAGAAGUCUCAUGAUAAGUCGGGAGUUAAGAAGCCCGGUUCUAAGGCAAGCGGUGCAAAGCAGGGUAGGUCGGCAGCUGUCAAGUCGGGAGCUGCCAAGUUGGGAGGUUUCAAGUCGGGUGGUACCAAGUCUGUUGGCCCCAAGUCCGGUUGUGCCAAACGGAACACAAGACUGCAUGCAGAGAGAGCCGCGCAUCAAUCAGAAAUGUCGGAGGAAGAUUGUCUCCUUCCAGGGUACCCCUUGAAUCCAGCGCCAGCACCCACAUGGCAGGUCCCUGCGGCUAUUUCUAAUUCCCUUCCGCCAGGCGGCCUAGGAAGCAAUUCCCCCGCGAACGUUCCCGAGUUUGAGGGACUAGUCGGAUACUCAACCUAUUCCCCAGAAACAAUCUCAACGACUUAUUCCCCAGAACCGCUCAGACCGGCCGGAAAAGGGCUUUCCGAAGCGUCCCGGUUUAUGAUAAGCGCUCCUCCAUGUUUUCGUUCGCUUGACCCCAGUAGGUUUCGCGUACAAGACAGCAACAGCGCCGGUUCUCCUUCUUCCUCGGAAUCAAUCGACUUGGAAUAUUUGAGACGUAUGUGGAAAUAUGAGACAGAAUCAAACACAACAGCAACAUCAACCAGGCUCAGUUCCAACGCGACCUCCUCCGAAGCGAUGAUGUACAAGUUCCGAACCUCAGCCUCCAUGCAAGUUGAACCGGAAUACCGUACGGGUGCGGAGUACCGUACGGGUGCGGAGUACCGUACGGGUGCGGAGUACCGAACUGACUUCGACCGUCCCAUGGGUUUCGACCGCUUGAAUGACUCCUGUUUGGUCACUGACUCGACCAUGGCGGUGGACUUGGACCAACACUUCGUGUCCCCCGGCGCUGGACUUGUUGACGGCGGAAUACCAGGAAGCAUUCUGUCGUCCAACCUUCCUGGCUGCCCAGGACCCUAUGGACAAAGCCCCUUCCCCUAUAAUGCAUUCGCCUAUCUGGUCAGCAUGCCAGCCACUAUCACCGGAGGUCGGGAUUUGCUAGAAGACGAAGAAGUACCCGGAUGA